ACAUCAGCUCAAGAUUUUAAGCAAGUCUCUCAGGAAACAGAUCACGGGGCUGGCAGUAUGAGCCGGUGCCUUUGGAGCACUGAGGUGCACAGGGUCCCUUAGCCAGGAGCAGGGCGCGCAGCCCAGGCUGAGGUCUGCGGCUUCUGUGGAAGUGAGCAUGGCUGGGCAGCGGGUGCUGCUUCUAGUGGGCUUCCUUCUCCCUGGGGUCCUGUUCUCACAGGCUGCCAAAAUCCUGACAAUAUCUACAGUAGGUGGAAGCCAUUAUCUACUGAUGGACCGGGUUUCUCAGAUUCUUCAAGAUCACGGUCAUAAUAUCACCAUGCUUAACCACAAAAGAGGUCCUUUUAUGCCAGAUUUUAAAAAGGAGGAAAAAUCGUAUCAAGUUAUCAGUUGGCUUGCACCUGAAGAUCAUCAAAGAGAAUUUAAGAAGAGUUUUGAUUUCUUUCUGGAAGAAACUUUAGGUGGCAGAGGAAAUUUUGAAAACUUAUUAAAAGUUCUAGAAUACUUGGCGUUGCAGUGCAGUCAUUUUUUAAGGAGAAAGGAUAUCAUGGAUUCCUUAAAGAAUGAGAACUUCGACAUGGUGAUAGUUGAAACUUUUGACUACUGUCCUUUCUUGAUUGCUGAGAAGCUCAGUAAGCCAUUUGUGGCCAUUCUUUCCACCUCAUUCGGCUCUUUGGAAUUUGGGCUACCAAUCCCCUUGUCUUAUGUUCCAGUAUUCCAUUCCUUGCUGACAGAUCACAUGGACUUCUGGGGCCGAGUGAAGAAUUUUCUGAUGUUCUUUAGUUUCUGCAGGAGGCAAUGGCACAUGCAGUCUGCAUUUGACAACACCAUCAAGGAGCAUUUCACAGAAGGCUCUAGGCCAGUUUUGUCUCAUCUUCUACUGAAAGCAGAGUUGUGGUUCAUUAACUCUGACUUUGCCUUUGAUUUUGCUCGACCUCUGCUUCCCAACACUGUUUAUGUUGGAGGCUUGAUGGAAAAACCUAUUAAACCAGUACCACAAGACUUGGAGAACUUCAUUGCCAAGUUUGGGGACUCUGGUUUUGUCCUUGUGACCUUGGGCUCCAUGGUGAACACCUGUCAGAAUCCGGAAAUCUUCAAGGAGAUGAACAAUGCCUUUGCCUACCUACCCCAAGGGGUGAUAUGGAAGUGCCAGUGUUCUCAUUGGCCCAAAGAUGUCCACCUGGCUGCAAAUGUGAAAAUUGUGGACUGGCUUCCUCAGAGUGACCUCCUGGCUCACCCCAGCAUCCGUCUGUUUGUCACCCAUGGUGGGCAGAAUAGCAUAAUGGAGGCCAUUCAGCAUGGUGUGCCCAUGGUGGGGAUCCCUCUCUUUGGAGACCAGCCUGAAAACAUGGUCCGAGUAGAAGCCAAAAACUUUGGUGUCUCUAUUCAGUUAAAGAAGCUCAAGGCAGAGACAUUGGCUCUUAAGAUGAAACAAAUCAUGGAAGACAAGAGGUACAAGUCUGCAGCAGUGGCUGCCAGCGUCAUCCUGCGCUCCCACCCGCUCAGCCCCACACAGCGGCUGGUGGGCUGGAUUGACCACGUCCUCCAGACAGGGGGUGCGACUCACCUCAAGCCCUAUGUCUUCCAGCAGCCGUGGCAUGAGCAGUACCUGCUUGAUGUUUUUGUGUUUCUGCUGGGGCUCACUCUGGGCACUCUAUGGCUUUGUGGGAAGCUGCUGGGUAUAGCUGUCUGGUGGCUGUGUAGGGCCAGAAAGGUGAAGGAGACAUAAGGCCAGGUGUGGCUUUGGUGGAGUCUGUUUGGUGGGUGAUGUCACCAUUUCUAGGGGGCUUCCCACUAGUUCUGGCAACCCUGUUCUCCAGUCCUUCUAGUUAUCUCCUGUUUUCUUGAAGAAGAGGAAAAAUGGCCAAAAAUCAUCCGCUCCACUUGCUAAUUCUGCUACAAAUUCAUCCUUACUAGCUCCUGCCUGUUAGCAGAAUUCUUUCCAGUCCUCUUGUCCUCCUUUGUUUGCCAUCAGCGAGGGCUGUGCUGUGAUUCUGUCUCUAAGUGACUUGGACCACUGACCCUCAGAUUUCCAGCCUUAAAAUCCACCUUCCUUGUCAUGCGCCUCUCUGAAUCACAGCCUGACCAUUCCAGACUCCCUGUCCAGAUCUUCUCAGCCUCUUUCAGUCACCAUGUGUCAUGGAAUAACACCGAGAAAGACAACUCGCAUAUUCUUUCCGUUUCUGUUCUGUUCUCCUGCAUAUUCUCUUCAAUGCUCAGGAACCCUGCCCUGUGCUUG
This is a messenger RNA of Piliocolobus tephrosceles (Ugandan red Colobus), 2239 nucleotides long. It is a transcript of the gene UGT3A2, whose product is annotated as UDP glycosyltransferase family 3 member A2. The transcript is spliced from 8 exons. The record is from RefSeq and is a predicted model, not a curated record. Gene Ontology annotation, molecular function: glucuronosyltransferase activity. Lineage: Eukaryota; Metazoa; Chordata; Mammalia; Primates; Cercopithecidae. Gene Ontology annotation, cellular component: UDP-N-acetylglucosamine transferase complex. The coding region runs from base 158 to 1729 and encodes 523 amino acids.